This is a messenger RNA of Microplitis demolitor, 2139 nucleotides long. Its product is annotated as isovaleryl-CoA dehydrogenase, mitochondrial. Bases 87 to 1355 code for a protein of 422 amino acids. Gene Ontology annotation, cellular component: mitochondrion. The transcript is spliced from 8 exons. Lineage: Eukaryota; Metazoa; Arthropoda; Insecta; Hymenoptera; Braconidae. Gene Ontology annotation, molecular function: flavin adenine dinucleotide binding; 3-methylbutanoyl-CoA dehydrogenase activity. The record is from RefSeq and is a predicted model, not a curated record. Gene Ontology annotation, biological process: L-leucine catabolic process.
UAUAAAUAAGUUCAGUCAUAAUUUUUAAAUCUAAACUAAUCAGUUGUUAAAAUUAUUAAUUAAUACUAAUUUUAAAUUUGUUAAAAAUGAAUAUUAAUUUCAGCCGUAAUAGUUUGAGGCUUUUUAAUAUUAUAAAAAUAAAGUCUAUUAAGUGCAAUGCUCGAAGUUCAUCUCAGUAUUAUCCAAUUGAUGAAUAUAUUUUCGGAUUAAAUGAACAGCAAAGAGAGUUGAGAACGGCUGUUUUUAAUUUUGCGCAAAAAGAAUUAGCCCCGAAAGCUUCUCAAAUUGAUAAAAACAACAAUUUUGAUGAUUUACGAUCAUUUUGGAAACAACUUGGUAAUCUAGGUCUGUUAGGAAUUACAGCAAGUCCAGAGUAUGGAGGUACAGGUGGUAGUUACUUAGAUCACGUAAUCGUAAUGGAAGAAUUAAGUCGUGCUUCCGCAUCUAUUGGCUUGAGUUACGGUGCCCACUCAAAUUUAUGCAUCAAUCAGAUACAUCGAAAUGGAACAGAAGAGCAGAAACUCAAGUAUCUGCCAAAGUUAUGUAGCGGUGAACAUUUCGGUGCAUUAGCGAUGUCUGAAUCAGGUUCAGGUUCGGAUGUUGUCUCAAUGAAACUUAAAGCUGAAAAACAUGGAGAUUACUAUAUUUUAAACGGUAAUAAAUUUUGGAUUACCAAUGGUUGUGAUGCUGAUACUCUUGUUGUUUAUGCUAAAACAAAUCCUAAUGUUGAUAAACCACAACAUGGUAUAACAGCAUUUAUUGUUGAAAAAGGUAUUGAAGGUUUUAGUACAGGAAUUAAAUUAGAUAAGCUGGGCAUGCGUGGUUCUAAUACAGCAGAAUUAAUCUUUCAAGAUUGCAAAAUACCUGCUAAAAAUAUAUUAGGUGAGUUGAAUAAAGGAGUUUACGUUUUGAUGAGUGGAUUAGAUUUAGAAAGACUUGUUUUAGCUGGAGGUCCACUUGGAAUUAUUCAAGCGUGUUGCGAUAUAUCAUUCGAAUAUGCUCACGAAAGAAAACAAUUUGGCAAAAAAAUUGCUGGAUUUCAAAUGUUACAAGCAAAGAUAGCUGAUAUGUAUACUACUUUGAGUGUAAGUAGAAGUUACUUAUAUUCCGUAGCAAGGGCUUGUGACGCCAAUCAUAUAAAUCGUAAAGAUUGUGCUGCAGUUAUUCUCUUUUGUGCAGAAAAUGCGACGAAAGUUGCAUUAGAUGCUAUUCAAAUACUGGGGGGAAACGGAUACAUAAAUGAUUAUCCAACAGGUCGUUUAUUAAGAGACGCAAAAUUGUAUGAAAUUGGUGCAGGAACUAGUGAAAUUCGAAGAUUAGUAAUAAGUCGGGCAAUUACUGAAGAGUAUUCGUAAAUAAAAAUAUUUUUUAUAUAAAUCAGAUAAAGUUUUUUUUUUUUAUCUUAUUAUUUUAUAUUUAUUUUUAUAUCAAAUUAUAAUUGAUCUGUUAUUAUAUCUUUAUAUAUAAAGUAUAUUGUAUGCGUAUAUUUUUAUACAUUGGCAAAAAUGAUCGAUUCAUCAGUUAUAAUAAUUAAUUCACAUGAUCGUGAGUAAUCGUAAUGUAGCCUUGAAUAUGUAUAUGAGAUGAUUGUUGCUUCUUUGGGUCAUUAGAUAUGUCAUUAACUAAAUUUCUUCUCAACUAAUGUACAUAAAGAUAAAUGAGUCACUAGAACAUAUCAGUAAGUAGUAUUAGUAGUCUCUUAAGUCGAUUGAUUAACCUUUAGCGCUAUAGGUUGCUAAUUUAAGUGUCGAAACGUUAACACCCCUGUUUUAUUUCCUUUGGACUUAGACAUUCUCUAUCUCUCUGUUACUUCUCUUUGUCUUGAUUUAAACUCAUUAAUCGGAGGACCGCCAAAGUAAUUGGACUGACUACAGAUAGGACAAGCUUGUGGCUUUCCGAAUCUUGGACAGAUUUUUAUGUCUACUGAAGACUGAAAUUUAAAAAUAUCAAAAUAAUUUGUUAGUCAUAAUAACUAUUUGAAUUAAUUAAUUCAUUAAUUUAUUAGUUAUUGGAUUAUUGGAUCAAGAGGAUAAGGGAGAACGUGAAAAUGGCACUCAAGUUCUCCAUUGGAAAUUACUAUGAGACUUACGUGAGUAUUUUUUAACCGAAAGAAUAGUGAAGUGAUUAAAUUUAUUAGUG